AANAUUAAAAAAAAAAAAAUGAAAAGAAAAAAUAAACUGAAGGGGAAGAGAUAGGGACAACAACGUUAUUGGCGGUGGGCCCCACAGCACAACCAUAUACUAUCUACCCUGGAUUGUGAAGGCUGCAGCAGUGCACACUAAAAAUUUCCACUGGUCAAACGAACCUCUGUCACUACAUUUCCUCCUCUUUCCGAGCGAUAUUUAAUGCCUUUCAUUUAAUUCGCUUCACUUAUUGUCCCCUUUUUCUUGUUGGGUUCUGUCUACUCUAUUCACAACAGCAGAAAAUAUUCAAGAAAGCCUUUCCUUUUCCCCAUCUCUCUCUCUCAGCUUGUUGGCCCUGGUGGCUGCACCUUUUCGAGAUAUUCGUUUCAAAUUUCUGAAUGAUGUACCAUCCAAAAGCAUAGAGAAAUGAGCAGUAAAGUAGUGGUGACAUACAAGAGGAAGAGGCUUUUCUCGAGAAGUAAUUAUUCUCAAACAAAUCUGCAACCUGAUAGGCCUCCUGAGAUUGCAGAGUUGAAAACCUCGGUUAGUUUUGACAAUUAUAAGGUGUCAACUGCUGAACAUACAUUGCCAGAUAACAAAGAAUCUCGGGCAUGCCACGGAUAUUCCAAAGACAAAGAUGGAGACAAUAGCAAUAACAAUUCCACGUGUUGCAGUCAAUGUUCUAAGGCUAAUGAAUCUCAAAGGCUUUGCUCUGCAUGUAUGAAACAGCAAGAUUCUUUACUUUCAAGUCCAACUCCAGAACCUAAUCUUGAUUCUGCUGUUCAACCUAAUGCUAAAGAAGAACCAGCUGAUACUCAAUCAGAAUCACUUUUUCCAAAGUUGGAUUUGGAAUCUGAAGAUAACUGCAAGAGUGGAUUUCCAAGUGAAGAGAAUUGUAAUCCAUUUUCUGGAAUAGAAUCUGAUGUCGUUCGUUUGGAAGCUUCUGAUGGCAUUAAUUGUAGCCGUAAGACAAAGGAGACAUCUUUGACAAGAACACUUUCUUCAGACGGAGCCAAACUCAAUAAAGUUGAGUUAUGCAGUAAUUCAGUUACAAAGCGCAAGUUGGCCUCCUCAUUGAUUACAUUCUGUCGAAGAUUGAAGAAAAAUAGGGAUAAUGCUGCAAUCGAUACUGUGUCCGUUUGUGAGGAUAAAUGUGUGUCUGUGGAACCACUCACUGCUAGCUGCUCUGUUGAGCUGAUGAAUAAGAAGAAACCCACAAGUGAAACUGAUAACUCAUGCUCCUCUUCAGGUCCAGCAGCUGAAAUUGCUAUGCAAGUGGAUAACUCGCUACAUUCUCCACAUGGGAAAGCCAUAAACGGCCCAACUACCGUUGCACAAAAUUUUCAAGACUUGUCGAAUGUGGAUGUGAUUUGUAGAGGAAUGCCUAGCAAAAUUCCAGGAAUAAAAGGUUCCUCAUCGUCGUUGGAUUUAUCUAUUUCUCCACCUGGUAGUUUCUCACGAUAUAGACUGUAAUAUACCACCACUCGACUGUGCUUCACAUGAAAAUUACACACACAGACCUUUGGAAGAUCUUCAUGAUUGUCUCGGCUCAAAUAGUGAUGUCAGCAAGAACACAUCAACUUCACAAGUGACAUCUCUCAUCGACAAGGGAAAGUUUGUUGUAGAGUCCCUACCAGUGAAAAAUAUUCAGCAUGAGUUUCGAUUAUUCCCCGAGAAUCCAACCAACAUCACGCCCAACGUACUCCCGCCAAUCGGGCCCACUUUCAACCCUCCUUUGCACGAUUGGGCCCACUUCCAACCCCCUCGCGAAACUCUCCACGAUUUUUUCCCGCCAAUUUCCUCAAACCCCGCCAGCUCGUUAUCAAGUCACCUAAUGUUGCUCGACACCCUAUUGGCUCGAGCUAGGGGCAAAUUUGACUUUUCGACCACAUGGUCGGAGGACGAGCUCGACUGUCUUUGGGUGGGCGUAAGGAGGCACGGCGUGAACAACUGGGCCCGCAUCCUAACUGACCGAAAUCUGCAUUUCUCGUCAUGGAAAACAGCCCGUGACCUGGCGGACAGGUGGCAGCACGAGCAGCAACGCCUUUUCCAUGGUGGGCCCGCGAGAUUUUCCGGCCCUCCAGCGGGCUUCUCUGAUGGGGCCCGGAAGAGGCAGUAUGUGCAGUAUAUGAACCUUCUGAAAAGACGGCAGUUUCAGAAAAGCCCGGUUUUUUCGAACGGGAAUUUGCCUCACUGGCUAAGGGAGGCAGUUCAGCUCCCCCCAAGGACGUACGGUAAUCCUAAUCUGGAGCAACUGUAUGAAAAUACCAGAAAUGCCCCUGUUAUAAGGCAAGGCAAGCAGCAGACGAGCGACAAGCCGGGUGAUUUGAUUGGUGUCUCGAGUGAUGCCUCGUCUGAAGAGACGGUUUCGGAUGACCAUAGCAUUAGGGUUUAGCUGAGCUAGGGUUUGACUUUUGAGUUUUUUGUUUUUUUUGUUUUUGCCUGGUGUUGUUGUAUCUUUGUUAGUUAGGUGAGUUUGUGGUUCUGGGUAGUGAGGAUGUAUUAUAUAGUGUUGGUGUGAAGUUCUGUUGUAAGUUUAACUGCUGGCAACUUUUGUAAUAUGGCCCUGGUAACUUUCAUCAGUGUCAAGAUUAGGAGAGUGGUGGACAAUUUUGAAAUUAUGAAUGUUCAUUGUGUAUUGAUUUUAGUGCGGUGAGCUAUGUGAUAAAAUAGUAGGGAGACG
Molecule: messenger RNA, 2665 nt
Organism: Striga asiatica
Lineage: Eukaryota; Viridiplantae; Streptophyta; Magnoliopsida; Lamiales; Orobanchaceae
Source: the annotation of a GenBank genome assembly